AAAUUAUCAACAAAAAUCUGUAAGAUUCAAAUUUAAGGUUAUUUUAGUGUUGUCUUGUGAAAAUGUAUUAUUAAUGUAAUAUAAAAGUGUUAUAAAAAUAAUUGUAAAAUGGAAGAUAUAAGAGAACGUGUAAGAAAAACUAUUAGUGUCGAAAGGAAAAAGCAACGUGCUAGAAUUCUUAAUGAAAAUCGUCCUGCUCUUGGAGAAUUUAUAGAAAAUACAUCUUAUUCUGCAGCAUUUGUUACAGAAAUUGCAAUGAAGCUUAAAAAAAACACGCUUCACGUCAACGAUUAUCGUCGUUUGCAAAAUGCUUUAAUUCAGUCAGAAUCGAAUAUUAAAGCAUUAUUACAAGUUGAUAAUAUAAUAUUUGCAUUGGCACGAGAUAUUUCUGGGAACAAUCCAAUCUCGCAAUUGGGCGCUACAAAUUGUUGUUGCAACAUUGCUCUUGGUAAUACAAAAGCUUGCACAGCGAUAGCCAAAUAUAUAUCUCCGUAUUUAAUUACCGAAUGCGAAAGCUUGAACUGUCCUUUAUUGGAAGUCUGUCUUUGGACCAUUGGAAAUUUGUCUAGCGAAAGUAAAAAAGCUUUUGAAAUUUUACAUGCGCAGAAGUGUCUAUGUUAUCUAAUAAAAUUGUUAAAUGAAUGUGAUGAUAAAAUUCUUCCUUCCGUAGUAUAUGCAGCUUUGCACUAUCUAUAUGGGGGAUUUUCUUUUAUCAAGGAAGCUGAGUUGAUGGAACUUGCGGAAGCAUGUAAAAACAGACACUUGUUUGAAGAAAAUUCUGAUACUCUCUGGCUACUGGCAUUAUUAUCUUCCAAUGUAGCAUGUGGCAAUUCAUUAUAUUACGUGUUAUCAUCUAUCGUUAACUUUUUGCAUUGCUCUAUUCCUAAUUAUUUGUCUAAUAAUAGUUCCUUGAUUGCAGCGUGUUUACGUAUAUUAGGAAACUUACUAACCGCUAAUACGCUUGAAGAUAUUGUAAAUACUUUUUUAAUGGAUCUACAGAUUGGUGAUUUGAAUGUGCAAGAAUUACUCAGAAUUUUAUUAUCUCAUCAUCAUAAGCAUAUAAGAAAAGAAACCUUGUGGUUAUUAGGAAACUUAUGCAAUCAUGCAUCUUCGAAUGUGAGUCAAACAUUUCAAGAUAUCAUCCCAUUUUUACCACCAUUAGAAGAAAUUAUUGCAUCCACGAUGGAAUAGUAUAAAAGUAAACUAUUUAUAUCGACAAUGAUUCUUGAUUCCAUCGACUUGAAAUAUCCUCUAUGCAUGGCACUCUUAUAAUAUUAAAAUAUAUGUUGCCUAUAAGAUCGGCUAUUGAAU
Polistes dominula (European paper wasp) is the source of this 1311-nucleotide messenger RNA. RefSeq lists its product as uncharacterized. Lineage: Eukaryota; Metazoa; Arthropoda; Insecta; Hymenoptera; Vespidae. The record is from RefSeq and is a predicted model, not a curated record.